GGCGAUCUUUGGUGGAAGCAGCAAUUUUGGCGCGGAAUAUUGCAAGUGUUUGUGGGUGCGACCUACAGCGCGGGAGUCUGUGUCCUUGUAUGUGGAUUAUACGUAGACUUUUACGUUGCCUUUAUAGCCACUUAACCUUUUCAUUCGACGCUUCAGGGAAAAGACUGUAGACAACAUGCAGCGCAGCAUCGCAUCCUUUUUUCAAUCAAAGGUGAAGGACAAAGAUGUACAGAAGACAGCCAGUGACGAGCAAGUGAAAAAGGCUGCCAGAAGCCCACUCAAGGCCCAAAACGGGGCCCACCAAGAGGACUCGCCCGUCAAGAAGGUUGCCAAACGCACUCGGCGCAUUUUGGACAGCGACGACGACGAUGAUGAAGAAGUCGUGAAUGUUGGCAAACAACAGGUCAAAGAGGACGUCUUCAAGGCAGUGUCAACAACCAUGUCGCUUCCGCCGCCUCCCCCGGCCCCUGCCAUUCCUUCCACACCCACCUCCUCCAUGUCCCCUAGCACCCCCACCUCUGUCUCGUCUUCUGAAGGCAUCAGCAAACGCAAGACGGCGAGGAAGAUGUUCCCCAAGAGGAAGCUGGACGACAGCGGCAGUGACAGUCAAAAGGAGGACGAGGCCAACACCAAGAUUCCGGCGGCGGACGAUAGUCAGCGGAAAAAACGAGCCCGUGUGGACGAUGGCGACAGAGACGAGUUUGCUGAGGAAGAAAGAGACGACAGCGAGGCAGCGACGGAGCAAGUGAGGACGCCGGAUAAAGACAGAGAGAAUGCGGAAGAGAUUGAAAAAAAGCUGGAGGAAGAGGAGGAAGACAAGAAUGACGACAAGGCCGCAAAAGAGGAAGCCAAGAAAGCUCAUAUCAGCAGCUUCUUUGCUCCCAGAAAGGCUGCAGUGAAGACGGAGAAAAAGAGCGAAAGAGAGAAGAAGACAGGAAUGACGACUUCGACUUCCUCCAUGAAGGAGGACAGCAAAGAUGCCAAAAGUGAGUCGACGGAAACGGACUACAACCCAUCCAGACCCAACUACCACCCACUCGAGCAUGCCUGCUGGAAGGAGGGACAAAAGGUGCCUUACCUGGCGCUGGCUCGCACCUUUGAGAAGAUCGAAGAGGACUCUGGCAGACUGAGAAACAUCGAGACUCUGGCCAACCUGUUCCGCUCAGUGCUGCUGCUUUCUCCAGACGACCUGCUGUGCUGCGUCUACUUGUGUCUAAACCAGUUGGGACCUGCCUACCUCGGCGUGGAGCUUGGCAUUGGAGAGACGGUGCUGAUGAAAGCUGUUGCGCAGGCCACGGGGCGACAGCUGGACAAGAUCAAGGCAGAGGCUCAGGAGCGCGGGGACCUUGGUCUGGUGGCCGAGAGCUCCCGCAGCAACCAGCGCACCAUGUUCAGGCCGGCCAGCCUGACGGUGGGCGGCGUCUUCAAGAAGCUCAAGGAGAUCGCAAGCAUGAGCGGCAAUUCGGCCAUGAAUAAGAAGAUCGACAUCAUCAAAGGACUCUUUGUGGCCUGCCGCUUCUCCGAGGCCCGCUACAUCGUCAGGUCAUUAGCCGGGAAGCUGCGGAUCGGAUUGGCCGAGCAGAGUGUCCUGUCGGCGUUAAGUCAAGCCGUGUGCCUCACUACACCCCAGAAAGGUACCUCUCCUGCCGUGAUGGACGCCGGGAAAGGGAUGACUGCCGAGAGCAGGCGUGCUUGGAUCGAAGAGAAGAAUCUUAUUUUGAAACAGACUUACUGUGAGAUGCCCAACUACGACAUCCUCAUCCCCGUUCUUCUUAAAGAAGGCAUCGACAAGCUGCCCGAUCACUGCAAACUCACCCCAGGCGUACCCCUGAGGCCCAUGCUGGCGCACCCCACUAAGGGAGUCGGGGAGGUGAUGAAACGCUUCGACGAGGCGGCGUUCACCUGCGAGUACAAAUAUGAUGGCGAGCGCGCGCAAAUUCACAUCCUGGAGAGCGGCGAGGUUCGGAUAUUCAGCCGCAACCAGGAGGACAACACCACCAAGUACCCUGACGUCAUCUCUCGUAUCCCCAAGGUGAAGAAAGACUCGGUGGUCUCCUGCGUGCUGGAUUCUGAGGCGGUGGCGUGGGAUCGCGAGAAGAAACAGAUCCAGCCGUUCCAGGUCCUCACCACACGCAAGAGAAAGGAUGUGGAUGCAGCCGACAUCAAAGUCCAAGUGUGUGUGUACGCCUUUGAUCUCCUCUACCUCAAUGGAGAGUCUCUUGUGCGACAGCCACUGUGUCGGCGUCGGGAGCUCCUGCGAGAGUCCUUUGCCGAAGCGGAAGGAGAGUUUGUAUUUGCCCGAUUCAUCGACUCGGACAACACGGAGACCAUCGCAGAGUUCCUGGAGCAGUCUGUCCGAGACUCGUGCGAAGGCUUGAUGGUGAAGACUCUGGAGAAGGACGCCACCUAUGAAAUCGCCAAACGCUCCCAUAACUGGCUCAAGUUGAAGAAGGACUACCUGGAGGGCGUGGGGGACACGGUGGACCUGUGCGUUAUCGGCGCCUACCUUGGCAAAGGCAAGAGGACGGGGACAUAUGGCGGCUUCCUGCUAGCCUGCUACGACGAAGACAACGAGGAGUUCCAGUCGGUCUGCAAGAUCGGGACUGGCUUCAAGGAUGAAGACCUGGAGCAGCACCACAAGUUCUUGAAGGAACACAUCUUGCCCAAGCCCCGCCCCUACUACCGCGUGGACCAAUCGGCCGAGCCCGACGUGUGGCUGGAUGCUGUGCAGGUUUGGGAGGUCAAGUGUGCCGACCUGUCGCUGUCGCCCGUGUACAAGGCCGCCAUGGGAAUGGUGGAUCCAGAGAAAGGAAUCUCCCUGCGUUUCCCUCGCUUCCUUCGCAUCCGAGACGACAAGAAGCCCGAGGACGCCACGAGCGGCGCUCAGAUCGCCGACCUGUACAAGAAGCAGCAGCAGAUCCUGAAUCAGGGAGACAAAGCCGACACGGAGGACUACUUUUGACCUGACCACGAUGCCAAUAAAUCAUCAUCAAUCACUGAUAUCAUUGAUAUCAGCCUGAAUGUAAAUAAAUGUAUUUUUGUCAACUUGAAUGGAAAUAAAAGGUCCUUUUACACAUCCUAAGAGAGAGUGUGUAUGCGAGUCUGUGUGUGUGAAUUGUGCGUGCAAAUGUUUCUCCAUUUGUGUAUGUCAGUGUAUGUGUGACUGAAAUUCCUAAAUGUCCUCCUCCUCCCUAUCGUGGCUGUUGUUGUGCUGAAUGGAAAUCAAGCAGGCAGCGGAGCAGAAAAUAUUGAAAAUGCAAAUAUGGAAUUGAGGUGUGCUCAAAAGUCUGGGUGCUAUCGGACUGCGCUGUGCACUGGCCCAAACUGUUCCAGUGCUCACAUUGAAAACAAAAGACAUAAAAAGUAAGAAUACUGAGAUGAUGACGGUAAAUGGGCUGUCACUUGUAAAGCGCUUUUCUACCUCUGGUACUCAAAAGCGCUUCACACUGUUACCUCAUUCAUCUACUGAUGAUGCAGCAUCAGGUUCAGUAUCUUGCUCAAGGACACUUCGAUAUGGUCGCGAUGGCCGGGGAUCGAAACUGCUAUUGCUGACCGACAUUUGAAUUUUGGCCUGUUUUACUGCCUCUUCACCUCCUGGACUUGGCCUGGCUUGAAUCCAAGGUGUGUCAAGGCCUACUUGAAUGAGUUAGUCAGAGGGCUGGACGGUCAGCUUGCAUCAGGCCUGCGCAGGUCUUCCUACGAGACCUUUGUGUCCUCUGUUCUUGUUGAUUUCCUGUAGGUGGACGUCGUCCCAACACUUUUGUCCGUCAUGGUGUCUGUGUCUUCGCCUCCCAAUGGCCUCUUUGUCCACUGCGGUAACAAAAGCUUUGUUCUCCGCCGCCUCCUCGUCCUUCCAUCCGUCCAUCCCGCCUCAUCCGUGGUAACAAAGGCUUUGUUCUCCACCUCCUCAUCCGUCCAUUCCUCCUCAUCCCUCCAUCUUGGCGCUGGCUGUGACAUCGCUGCCAUUCCAGGCCGUGAGGGAGAGAGCGGGUGGCACACACGCCGCCAUUGUCCCGAGCCAAAGCCCUCAGAAUAUCAAUAGUGUUUUUCUUCACGGCGUUGGCCACUAACCUUUAGGAUCUCAUUAUGUUCGGCACCCCCCCUUUUUUUUUUCUCUUUCUGCACGAGCUUUUCUGCUCGCUGAAGUCAGGAAGCCUCACCCGCUGCAAACCGUUCGUUACACAUUGGGGGGAAAAAAAAGCUACAUUGACGAAGGGUGUCAAUUUGAGGCCAGCUGCCAGUUUGCAAUUGGCCUGCCGCAUCCCCUUAUACUCCCGCAUCAAAAGGCUCCGGGAAAAAGUCGAAACGUUGAAAGAGAGGAUGUUCUCAGAGGGGCCACUGACCUUCGAGUGUCAAUGUCAGGUGAUAACAGAGAGACUGGACGACUCACAGAAAGGCACAGAAGAACUCUAGAACAUUUUCAUGGAUCAAACGGCGCUUGUUAGAGGACAGCAAGUUAUGCAGGGUGAUCAGGCUGCCGCCGAUGCCGAGUGGGCAACAUUUAUCACAUCGUAUGCUGCUGUACAGUGUUAGUUAAAACCACAGGGAGUAGUCCAUUGAAUGAAAUGACGCGCUGCAGGUAGAUAGAUGCCUUCGGGGAGUUUGUUCAAUGCAGUGCUUACAGCAACAGCCUCAAUUUUGACGUCGCCACCAAACCGCCUCCGAUGCAAAGGGGGGGAAACAGCAGUAAAACAGGCCAAAAUGCAGAUGUCAGGAUCUAAGACGGGGCUAGAGACAAUUUGCAUCCUAAAGCAUUUACGGUACCCGAAAGUAACUUGUAAAUUACUGAGACGAGGAUAGAGGUAGUCUGCUUCGAGUUCCGUAACACGCAAUCGCCUUUGAGACUUUCAAUUUUUCCCCACUGUACAGUAAUGACACUUUAUAAAAUCCAAUUAAUCAUUU
This is a messenger RNA of Hippocampus comes (tiger tail seahorse), 4902 nucleotides long. RefSeq names its product ligase I, DNA, ATP-dependent (gene lig1). Gene Ontology annotation, molecular function: DNA ligase (ATP) activity; DNA binding; ATP binding. The transcript is spliced from 26 exons. Bases 176 to 2962 code for a protein of 928 amino acids. Gene Ontology annotation, cellular component: mitochondrion; nucleus. Gene Ontology annotation, biological process: lagging strand elongation; DNA recombination; DNA repair. Lineage: Eukaryota; Metazoa; Chordata; Actinopteri; Syngnathiformes; Syngnathidae. The record is from RefSeq and is a predicted model, not a curated record.